Cyprinus carpio (common carp) is the source of this 680-nucleotide messenger RNA. RefSeq names its product alveolar macrophage chemotactic factor-like. Gene Ontology annotation, cellular component: extracellular region. The record is from RefSeq and is a predicted model, not a curated record. Gene Ontology annotation, biological process: antimicrobial humoral immune response mediated by antimicrobial peptide; cellular response to lipopolysaccharide; inflammatory response. Gene Ontology annotation, molecular function: chemokine activity; CXCR chemokine receptor binding. NCBI's taxonomy places the organism in Eukaryota, Metazoa, Chordata, Actinopteri, Cypriniformes, Cyprinidae.
AAGUCCCACCAAAGUAUACACAAAGUCCAUUUCUUGAAGAAACAACUGCAUGUCAGAACUUUACUGUUCAUGUGCAUAUGCAUUAAUUUUCACAAUGAGGAAGUUCACCACAUCAGCCUUUGUUCUUCUGACCUGCAUGAUGCUGCUGUCCAUAACAGAAGACAUCUCUGCCAGACCACCAAUCCAACAGCUACGCUGCCAGUGUGUUAAAACCUAUUCGGGAAAACCAAUUAACCCAAAACUAAUACAGAAAGUACAAAUGAUUUCUGCUGGACCACAAUGCAGAAACGUGGAGAUCAUUGCCACUCUGAAAAAUGGACUGACGUGCCUCAAUCCCACUGACGAGUGGGUGAAAAAUAUCCUCGAAGCAUGAUUCCCCAUCUGUGUUUGCAUGCAGUAGUUUAGAAGUUUUCUUGCUAUAUUUUGUAACUCACAUUUUUCUUCUGCAUAUGUCUGCAGAGCUGUUAGAUGCAGACAUUGUAUCAUCCCCAUUGCAAACUGUUUGAACGCAGAUGAUUUGCUUACUAAACACAUUCUGACAAAGCAGAUUUAAAAUUUGCAUAAAAAAUAUAUUGUCAUUUUAGCCGAAAGAAACACUGCUCACUAACACUUUGCAUGAACAUGGUACAUUUUGCAAUGUAGAAAACAUAAAAAUAAAGUUUGUUGUUGUUGUAUUUCAA